AUGGAAUCUUCAUCAUGCAGAUUUAGAAAGACUUGCAGAUUUAAAGCAUGUAGACCGGUUAGCAUCUUCAUCCUGGAUAUAAGAAAACUUGUGUAUGCUCGAAUGGAAUCUGGAAGUGGAAAUGGUGAUAGCGAAGUCCAAAGAAAAUGUUUGAGCUUCUCAAUCAGUUGGAUGGAUUUGAAGCAUCAAAUAAGAUCAAGGUUUUGAUGCUACUAACCGUAUUGAUAUAGGCCCUUCUUAGGCCUGGAAGAAUUGAUAGAAAGAUUGAAUUCCCAAAUCCAAAUGAAGAUUUCAAGUACAAUAGUCGAUACUUAAUCUGUGAUUAGAUAUCCCUAACCAGUUUGUAAGAUUCCAAAUAUACCGGGCAGGGGAGCUUUACAAACAUAAACCAUGGCUUUUAAGGGCUUUACAUCUUAUAGUUGGUGGAAGGUUUUGAUGGGGAGGCUUUUGGAAGGUAUUUAAUGAAUAAUUUAAUUUUGAGUUCAUUUGUUUUUAUAUAGUUUUGGGGGAAGAAAGAAUAUACAGAUGUCGAGCUUGAUAGGGUGUGUGAAAAAUAGGAUACUUAUGUCAUAAACUUAACUUACAAGUGAUAUGUAUUUGACAGUUACUUUUUGAUGAAUUUGGAACUAUAGCUUGUAUAAUUUAGACA
Molecule: messenger RNA, 649 nt
Organism: Lactuca virosa
Lineage: Eukaryota; Viridiplantae; Streptophyta; Magnoliopsida; Asterales; Asteraceae
Source: the annotation of a GenBank genome assembly